Aphanomyces astaci is the source of this 2076-nucleotide messenger RNA. RefSeq lists its product as hypothetical. The record is from RefSeq and is a predicted model, not a curated record. Gene Ontology annotation, biological process: carbohydrate metabolic process; chitin catabolic process. Gene Ontology annotation, molecular function: chitin binding; chitinase activity. The coding region runs from base 48 to 1874 and encodes 608 amino acids. The transcript is spliced from 6 exons. Gene Ontology annotation, cellular component: extracellular region. Lineage: Eukaryota; Oomycota; Saprolegniomycetes; Saprolegniales; Verrucalvaceae.
CUUGAAUAUCGACAGUAACAAAGUGAACCAUUCUUUCCAGCAUUCCGAUGAAGAUCAAGAAGCGCCACAUCGAGAUCGCCGUCGGCUUGGUGCUCCUUGCCGGGGCCAUCGUUGGCGUCUUGUUCGGUGCUGGCGUGUUCCAAGACUCGGCCGAGGUAGCGGCUCAAAAGGCGUUUGCCGCCGCCGCCAAGGCUGUCGCCCCCCGCGAUGCCGCGCGGUGUCCUGUCAUUCCUCCAGGCAAACGUCUCAUUGAACAAUUUGCUUCCCAACGCCGCGGCUGCGCUUCGGUAACACCCGCAAACUGUAUUCCACCAUCGAAGUGUAUUCCUCAUGACAAAUCAACCACCUGGCAGGUCACCGAAGGCGUCACGCACGUGGUGCUCACGUACGCCGACCUCGCGACCUUGUCGUUCCAGCUCAAGGAUGUGGACGUACUCACUUGCGUCAGCGAUCUGCACAAGCGCUGCAUUUACGUGCUGGGUGGUAUUGGCGGAGACAAGGCCUUCGACACGUCGUCGGUGGCCGCAGAUGCUGUGAGCCUGGUCAACAAGUUCAAACUCGACGGCAUUUCAGUCCACGACCUGUCAUCCCAAACGUCGACACUACCGUACAUGACAGCACUGUCCACGGCGCUCAAGGCAUCCGUCGCUAGCACUACGCUGAGCUACGACGUGUUUUACAGCGAACUAGACAAGACGCUGCUCAACUGUGGCACGCGAUGCUUUGCCGACGGCGUACAGGACGUGGUCGACUGGAUUACCGUCCUGGCGUACAGCGUGAGCAGCGACCCCGUCUUGGCUUCGGACGUGUACGCAGAUGCGAUUUCGGGGUUUUUCGACCCGUGGAAGGCCAAAUUGCAGGGCAAACUCAACAUUGGCGUGUGCAUCGACUGCGGGUACGGCCCCGGUCCCACCAUCGACGACAUUUCGAUCUGGGCCAACUACUCGCAGUCCGUCGGCGGCAUGAGUGUCUACGGAACCGACAGGAUGUAUGCGAUACAGGCCAUCCUCCGACCCAUGCCGCUGCCACUGCGAUCGUCCAACAUCUCGUCGUCGUGCGGUUCCAACGACGGAGCCCCCCGCGUGGUGCUAUUCUGGGGCAGCGAAGUGGGCGGAUGCGAGUCCAUUCCACGCGGUGUCACACACGUCAUCAUGUCGUUUUCCCUCGUCCAAGACGGCAAUGUGACGCUGUCGCUGCAGGGCAACGACGCCACCCUCCGUCGCUGUGUGCUUUCAUUGCAACAGCGAUGCAUCAAAGUGCUGGUGAGCAUUGGCGGAGAAACCAACUCGAAAGCCAUAGCGGAUCUAGUGGACUUCGACCGCUUCGCCACCAGUGCCGUGGCGCUGGUGGACAAGUUCAACUUUGACGGCGUCGAUAUGGACGACGAGACCCGCGGUAAGUACGACCCCGCGCAUGUCAUUGCGUACAUGACGUCGCUGUCCAAUGCGUUGCGUCCCCGGGAUAAAUUGCUUACAAUCGACGCAUUUUACUACGAUGCCGUGCCGGACAAGUGCGCGGCGGUCACGGGGCGGUGCUUCCCCAAACAAGUGGAACCGCUCGUGGACUGGGUGCAUGUGAUGGCGUACAACGUCGACCUGGACGUGGCCAAAGCCCAGGCGGUAUAUGCAUCGGCGAUCAAUGACACUUUUUCUGCGUGGACGGCGGUGCUGCCUCCGCCCAAGAUGGUGGUCGCUGUGUGUACCGAAGCGAGUAAUUCCCUCUACCGAGGGUGUGCCUUCGGCCCAGGCCCGAGCCUCGCGGUCGUGACGCUGUGGACCCAGUGGAGCCGGGCGAGUGGGGGCGGCAUGGCGCUGUGGGCGGGCUCGAAGGAUCAGUUCCUCAAUUAUACCUACACGACCCUCCUCACUGGUUGAACCAGCCGGCACGGUUGGCGCCUACUAGGAUGGAGUAGUUUUGCACACUAGUUAGUUAAUCAUACGUAGUAGGGUUGGCUGGUUUGAUAUUGGAUCGAUAAGUUAUACACGUCUGCGGUGGUGUCGCUUGUUCGAACUGUCAGUAGCAGUGUGACUGUGUCAGUGGGUGGUUUUACUACUUGCUUCAUGAAGAGUGUGCAUA